This is a messenger RNA of Naegleria lovaniensis, 2520 nucleotides long. RefSeq lists its product as uncharacterized. NCBI's taxonomy places the organism in Eukaryota, Heterolobosea, Eutetramitea, Acrasida, Naegleriidae. The transcript has a single exon. Bases 1 to 2520 code for a protein of 839 amino acids. The record is from RefSeq and is a predicted model, not a curated record.
AUGAGCAACAACACCCAACAACAGCUACCAAAGAGAGAUCUUUUGGAAAGCCUUCGCAAGUACAAUAACAAACUGCUUAACCUUAAUCACAUCAAGAAGAAUGAGGCUGGAGAUACUGUAAACCAGCGUGUAGAUAACGAUCAACAUGAGAACGAUCAAGAUCACUUUUCGGAUCAUAUAGAAGGAUAUUUUACUCCCGAGGUCGUUAUUGAGGCUAAUGAGCCUUCAUCAUCCAAUUCUUAUUUGGAUACUAACGAAUUCCUCAAGCUCAGCGUUUCUCCUUCCAAAACCUUUACUCCCAGCCGAGAGAGAUUGUUUAACGACAUUCAGGGUGAUGGACAAGAAAAAAGUACCUCAAUAACACCCGCGGAAAUCGAGCCAUCAUUGACGAAUAACGAACCAAGAUCUCUGAGUGGCAAUUUUUAUGAGCAGAGCAAUGGAAUUCCAUUGCGAGAGAAAAUCAACAUCAGACUGGAAGAAAAUAAUGAACUCCGAAAACAAAUAGAGGAAUUGGAACGAAAAUUAGCAGAGGGUGCUCAUUCCAACAAAACUAACGCGAGCAUGAAUGAUUCAGAAAAGACGUACUAUUUUGAAAGAUCACUUAUGGAGAUUGAUUCAACUGGAAUACCAAAAGGCCGAGAAGAUAGUGACUUUAAAAAAUCGUAUGAGCUCAUUGUCAAACUCAAGAGCAAACUUUCAAGAGAGAAAGAACGAUAUGAAGCGUUGGAAAGAAGAAAAGAGGAGUCUAUCAAAAUGAUGAACAAACUUGUGGAGCACUUCAAAACUGAAAAUUUAAGACUAUCGCAGCAACUCGAUCUGGUCAGAAAAAAUUCAGAUUACGACGUCGAAGAUCUUAACCAACAAAUACAGAAUUUGAAAAAUGCAAAUGUUUCACUGCUAGAAGAAAUCAAUUCUCUAAGAAGUUCAAGAGGUCAAGAACAAGAAAAAAACGACAUGGAAGUUGAAAAGCAAAUCAAAGAACGAGUGAGAUUGCAGUCUGACAUUGUUGAGCUGAAGAAGGAUAAUUUACUGCUAAAGGAGAAAAUUCAGAUAUUAGAGGAAAGUGUUAAAGUUGCUGAGGAUAAACGCGAUGAACUGAUACAUCAAUACGAACAUGAAGAACUACCUGCUUGGAGAAAAAAAUAUGAAGCCUCUGAAAUCCAUAACCAAGAACUACAAACCAAAUUAGAGGAAUACAGAAACGAUAAAGAAAAAUCGUUGAACGAGCUAAAAGAACGGUAUAAAAACAAAGAGCUAAUGCUACAUGAAAACAUAAAACGCCUUGAGGAAGAGCUACAACAUCAAAGAGAGCAACACAAGCAAGCAGUUACAUCCUUACUGGAGGAAAAGAAAGACGCUGAAACACAACUGCAGGAACAGGUGAAUUUAACAGAUGAGUCGCGAGUGCAGCUUGUGUCCUUAAAGACAUCAUUAGAAGACAUUGAAGCCAAUAUUUUACAACAUUUGCUACAAGAGCAGGAGCAGCUAGCAAUGGAUUUAUCGGAAUUUGAGUCGUUUAUAUCUGAUUACUGCUCGAAUAGAGCACGAAAAGAAAUACAGCGCCUCACUUCUGAGCUUAUUGAAUUGAAGAAUCAGUUAAGCUUAGCAACAGAGCAGAGUGAAAUACUGAGAAAGCAGCUUUCUAUUUCUCAAACAGAGCUGGAGGAAACAAAAACAGCGUUCCUUAAAUGCGACCAAACGUUGUCUCAGAUUGAGUCCCAACGCAAAUCACAAUCUGAAAGGCAUAAAAUAGAGCUUGAGGAAGUUAGAAACGAGUUCAAGAAUCAGAUAUAUAUCAUAAAGUCCGAGAAAGAAAGCAUAGCUGAGAUGUUAAAUCAAACCAAGAACCAGCUAAAUAGUGUUCAAAUCAAAUCAGAUCAACACCAAAAAGAAAGGUUGGAGAUACAGCAAGAAAUAAUCUAUUUAAGGAAAAGAAACAACGAGCUGGAGGCAACCUUUAGCACAAUCGACUCUGAGAGACAGAGGUUGCAGUCAGAGAACGGGGCUCUCUCAAGGUCGAUAGAACAGUUGAAGGAAAGCUUAGAGCUAAAAAACGAUGAAUAUCGUGCAUUAAUGGAGCAUUCUAGAUCUUCAAUUCAGGCCUUACAAUUGAAGUUGAACAGAGAGCAACAGUUAUUCCAAAAGUAUGAAUACGAAAACAACUUGAAAUUUAAAAAUCUGAAUGAAAAUAUCAUCCACAUAGAAGGAUCAAAAGCGGAUUUAAAGAAAAAGCACAAGGAAGAAAUGCAACAGCUCAGUAAUGAAAUUGCACUCAAGCAGCGACAGAUUGAAAACUUGAAUACAGAAAUAUCUAAAGGAAAGCAUGACCUAAACGUUGCUCAGUCACAGUUUAGAAAAGAGCUAGAAGGAAAAGAGAGCGAGGUUCAAAAAAUCAAGAGAGAACGACAGCAAUUAGAACACAGUUUGACGAUAAAAGAAAGGGAAAAAGAGUCCUUAAAACUACGUCUGGAGAUGAUGGAAAGAGAGUUAGAGAGAACUAAGAGUUUACUCAAUAAAUAA